GCGCAUGUUCAGUGGGAAUAUAGGGUAGCAACAUAAAAGGAGCGUCCCCUGUUAGCUCGGUGCAGUUCAACGGAACAGUUGAGAGUGAUUCUUGAAGAGACGUUCAACGCUUUAUAAAUUAUAUUAAAAAUUUUUGCUGCAUAAACCAAUUCUACGAAGGAUAAUCAUGCAGAUUUUCGUCAAGACAUUGACUGGAAAAACCAUAACCCUCGAGGUUGAAGCAUCAGAUACAAUUGAAAAUGUGAAAGCCAAAAUCCAAGACAAAGAGGGAAUUCCACCAGACCAACAAAGAUUGAUCUUUGCUGGCAAACAAUUGGAAGAUGGGCGCACGCUUUCUGACUACAACAUCCAAAAGGAAUCUACCCUUCACCUUGUACUUCGUCUCCGUGGAGGAAUGCAGAUUUUUGUAAAAACCCUUACAGGAAAAACAAUUACUCUGGAAGUUGAGGCAUCAGAUACUAUUGAAAAUGUGAAAGCUAAAAUCCAGGACAAAGAGGGUAUCCCACCAGACCAACAAAGACUGAUCUUCGCUGGUAAACAGUUGGAAGAUGGGCGCACGCUUUCCGAUUACAAUAUCCAAAAGGAGUCUACUCUCCAUCUUGUACUCCGUCUCCGUGGUGGAAUGCAAAUUUUCGUGAAAACUCUCACUGGUAAAACUAUAACUCUGGAGGUUGAGGCGUCGGACACUAUUGAAAAUGUAAAAGCUAAAAUCCAGGACAAAGAAGGUAUUCCUCCAGACCAACAGCGAUUGAUCUUUGCUGGUAAACAAUUGGAAGAUGGGCGCACGCUUUCUGAUUAUAAUAUCCAAAAAGAAUCUACCCUUCACCUUGUACUCCGUCUCCGUGGUGGUAUGCAGAUUUUUGUUAAAACGCUGACUGGAAAAACUAUUACUCUUGAGGUUGAAGCAUCCGACACAAUUGAGAACGUUAAGGCUAAAAUUCAAGACAAAGAAGGUAUUCCUCCAGACCAACAGAGAUUGAUCUUCGCUGGUAAACAAUUGGAAGAUGGGCGCACGCUUUCCGAUUACAAUAUCCAAAAGGAGUCCACUCUCCAUCUUGUACUCCGUCUCCGUGGUGGAAUGCAAAUUUUUGUGAAAACUCUCACAGGUAAAACUAUAACUCUGGAGGUUGAGGCGUCGGACACGAUUGAAAAUGUAAAAGCUAAAAUCCAGGACAAAGAAGGUAUUCCUCCAGACCAACAGAGACUGAUUUUUGCUGGUAAACAAUUAGAAGAUGGGCGCACGCUUUCUGAUUAUAAUAUCCAAAAAGAAUCUACCCUUCACCUUGUACUCCGUCUCCGUGGUGGUAUGCAGAUUUUUGUUAAAACGCUGACUGGAAAAACUAUUACUCUUGAGGUUGAAGCAUCCGACACAAUUGAGAACGUUAAGGCUAAAAUUCAAGACAAAGAAGGUAUUCCUCCAGACCAACAGAGAUUGAUCUUCGCUGGUAAACAAUUGGAAGAUGGGCGCACGCUUUCCGAUUACAAUAUCCAAAAGGAGUCCACUCUCCAUCUUGUACUCCGUCUCCGUGGUGGAAUGCAAAUUUUUGUGAAAACUCUCACAGGUAAAACUAUAACUCUGGAGGUUGAGGCGUCGGACACGAUUGAAAAUGUAAAAGCUAAAAUCCAGGACAAAGAAGGUAUUCCUCCAGACCAACAGAGACUGAUUUUUGCUGGUAAACAAUUAGAAGAUGGGCGCACGCUUUCUGAUUAUAAUAUCCAAAAAGAAUCUACCCUUCACCUUGUACUCCGUCUCCGUGGUGGUAUGCAGAUUUUUGUUAAAACGCUGACUGGAAAAACUAUUACUCUUGAAGUUGAAGCAUCCGACACAAUUGAGAACGUUAAGGCUAAAAUUCAAGACAAGGAAGGUAUUCCUCCAGACCAACAGAGAUUGAUCUUCGCUGGUAAACAACUGGAAGAUGGACGCACGCUUUCUGACUACAACAUUCAGAAAGAAUCCACUCUACAUCUUGUACUCCGUCUCCGUGGUGGUAUGCAGAUUUUCGUAAAGACUCUCACCGGUAAGACUAUUACUUUGGAAGUUGAGGCGUCGGACACCAUCGAAAAUGUUAAGGCUAAAAUCCAGGACAAAGAAGGCAUCCCACCAGAUCAGCAACGAUUGAUUUUUGCCGGUAAACAGCUGGAAGAUGGACGUACGCUUUCUGAUUACAACAUCCAGAAGGAGUCAACUCUCCACCUUGUACUCCGACUGAGAGGCGGAAUGCAGAUUUUCGUAAAAACUCUUACUGGAAAAACUAUCACUCUUGAAGUCGAGGCAUCAGAUACUAUUGAAAAUGUUAAGGCAAAAAUUCAGGACAAAGAAGGCAUUCCACCAGAUCAGCAGAGAUUGAUCUUUGCUGGUAAACAAUUAGAAGACGGACGCACACUUUCUGAUUAUAAUAUUCAAAAAGAAUCUACUCUCCAUUUGGUACUUCGACUUAGGGGAGGAAAUAUGUGAUUCCUAUAUGUGAUCUCCUUUUAUUAAAUGAAAUUAUGAAAAUAAAUAGCAACCAAUUUUUUUUACUUUUAUUCAUUAUAAUUACUGAUAAUGUGAUAAUUGUUUAAAUGAUAUACACCGAUAAA
This is a messenger RNA of Osmia lignaria (orchard mason bee), 2580 nucleotides long. RefSeq names its product Polyubiquitin-63E (gene Ubi-p63E). The record is from RefSeq and is a predicted model, not a curated record. NCBI's taxonomy places the organism in Eukaryota, Metazoa, Arthropoda, Insecta, Hymenoptera, Megachilidae. Gene Ontology annotation, molecular function: protein binding.